ACUUAAGAACACCAUCUCCUGGUCUUUCUGCUUGCUCUGUCUUAACAGAUCAAGUAUGGAAACAACUUUGCCACACUUGAGAAUGCAUUUGAUAUCAGCUUUUAUCAGCCUCAUCCUCGUUAUACAUCAAACUCACUCCAACACUUAUAUUGCCUAUGCUUCCUAUCUUGGAAAUGAAACCGACAGGGCGGCAUUGCUCGCCUUUCAAGAACAAGAUGAUUGAAGAUCCUCAAGAGAUUGUAAGUUCUUGGAAUGAGUCUCUUAGUCACUGCAAUUGGCUAGGAGUUUCUUGCAGUCGCCGCCAUGGGAAGAGUCACCGCCCUCAACUUGAAUAAUCAAAAGCUCAUUGGCACAAUACCUCCUGACAUUGGGAAUCUCACCUUCUUGAGGCGUGUUCAUCUAGAGGCGAAUCGGCUCCGAGGCAACAUUCCAGAAGAGUUCGGGAGGUUGUUUAGACUGAAGACUCUUGGCCUCUUGAAAAAUGAACUUGAAGGGGAGAUACCGCGAAAUUUGUCAUCUUGUGUAGGUAUGCAAUUCCUCUUUUUGCAAUACAAUCAACUCAGCGGAAGAAUACCUGACGAGCUUCGGUAUUUAGCUGAAAGAGAACUCAUUAUUUUUGGGGUCUCAGUGAAUGAUCUUAUUGGGAGAAUUCCAAGUUGGUUGGGGAAUGGAUCUUCACUUAUAGAGUUAUAUAUGGGGCAUAAUGAACAAAGAGGUCGAAUACCAGCCGAUGCUUGGAAGCAUCUCAAAAUUAAAGACCCUCAAUUUACAUUAUAAUAAUCUAACGGGAUGCAUCCCCUCUUCCGUAUACAAUCUCAUAUCACUUGUCUACUUUGAAGUAGGGGGUAAUAGCCUACAUGGUGAAAUCCCACCAGAUUUGGAAACUAUUUUCCUCAUUUUGGGGGCUUUACAUCACAUUUAAUCGAUUUUCAGGGCAAGAAUCGAUUUUCAGGCAAGUACCACAUUCACUACCUAACGCUACUGGACUUGAAGACUUGUUUUCACUUCUAAUAGCUUUACGGGGAAUGUGCCUGCCAAUCUUGGAAACUUGAGGAAUCAUACAAUGAUUAGUUUUAGCAAGAACCAAUUCCAAACAGGUUUGACAGCUUAAAUUUCCUCACUGAGUUUACCAAUUGCACUAAACUCAAAGUGUUAGAUUUCGGACACAAGAAAUUAAAGGUGAAAUACCUGCUUACGUUGCUAAUUUGACGAAUACGCUUCUGUUCUUACUGGGAUCAAAUCAGAUCACAGGUCAUAUCCCUCCAGAAAUUGAGAAGCUAAAUGGUCUACAGGUCUUGGCGUUGUACAACAAUAGCAUCAGCGGUGAGAUUCCCCAUGGCAUUGGUAAGCUCAAAAAUUUGACCUAUCUUUUGCUAUGGGGCAAUAGGAUUUUAGGGGCAAUUCCUUCCUCUCUUGGAAACGCCACCCAAUUGCUUCUCCUGCAACUUCAGAUAAAUCAAUUAGAAGGUGAAAUUCCUCCGAGCCUUGGAUGGUGUCAACAAUUGCUAUCACUAGCACUAUCGAUAACAACCUUAACGGUACAAUACCCAAAGAGGUCAUUGGUCUUUCUUCUCUGUCCAAUUGUUUCCAAGCUGCUCGAAAUUCCUUAACGGGGCCAUUACCUUUUGAAGUGAGUAACAUGAGCAAAAUUGUGAAUGUCGACCUCUCUGACAACAAGCUGACUGGAGAAAUACCAAGCGCUUUGUCCCAAUGUCUGAUGUUGCGAAGCUUGAACAUGGCAGGUAAUCUAUUUGAAGGAAGUAUACCGCCUUCUUUAAGGACCCUGAUUGGCCUUCAGUCACUAGAUCUCUCAAGAAACAAUUUUUCCGGUCAUAUUCCCAUCUAUUUCGUGAAUUUUACUGUGCUCGAAGUGUUGAAUUUGUCAUUCAACAACCUUGAAGGAGAGGUACCGCGGGAGGGAUUUUCAACGAUACAAAACGCAUAUCGAUAAUCGGAAACAAAGAACUAUGUGGGGGCAUCAAGGAACUCGGACUUCCCGCAUGCAAAGUUUACGACACAAAGAAGAGGAGAAAGUUUCCAAAACUGAAAUUAUCUUUCGUAAUAACUGUCUCGCUUUUGAUCGUGUUAACAUGCUUCAUUGUUGUUGUGUAUUGGAGGAGGAAAUCUAUGAUGAGACCUAGCGUUGCAUUUUCAAUAGAUGAGCGCUUCCGAAAGGUAUCCUAUGCAGAGCUCCGCCAAGUGACCAAUGACUUCUCUCCAUCUAAUUUGAUUGGCCAAGGGAGCUAUGGCUUUGUGUAUAGAGGAAUGCUAGAUGGAAAUCAACCGGUGGCAGUGAAAGUGCUCAACCUAAAACGAAAGGGGGCUUUUAAGAGCUUCUUGGCAGAAUGUGAAGCGUUGAGAAACAUACGCCACAGAAAUCUUGUCAACAUCAUCACAGUCUGCUCGAGCAUUGAUUUCACAGGUGCAGAAUUUAAGGCUUUAGUCUAUGACCUAAUGCAAAAUGGUAGUUUAGAACAGUGGUUGCACCUUGGAGUAAAUCAGCAUGACAUGCCAAAGCUCAAUCUCAACCAGAGGUUAGACAUUGCCAUUGAUGUGGCUUCUGCCAUUGAAUAUCUUCACCACCAUUGCCAAACAAGCAUCGUACAUGGCGAUCUAAAGCCAAGCAAUGUUCUUCUUGAUCAUGACAUGGUGGCUCAAGUGUGUGAUUUUGGGCUAGCGCGAUUUCUUCAUGGAAGCACAAAUCUAGAUGUUUCUCAAUGUCAAGCAAGCUCUAGCAACUUAAAAGGAACCAUUGGCUAUGUAGCUCCAGAAUAUGGCCUUGGCGGUACUUCAUCGUUGCAGGGAGAUGUGUAUAGCUUCGGAAUACUGUUGCUCGAGAUGUUCACUGGAAUAAGACCUACUGAUGUUAUGUUCAAAGAUGGAUGGACCCUCCAUGAAUUUGUCAAGACUACUCAGCACAAAAGCUUGGUGCAGAUCCUAGAGCCUUCACUGCUAUCUAUGGAAAGGAUCGACAAUGGCCAAAUUAGUGAUGCCGACAUGGUGAGAUUUGAGGAAAGCAUUGCAGACAUAAUGAGAAUUGGAGUCCUCUGCUCAAUGAAACUUCCAAAUGAGCGCAUGGACAUGAUGAAUGCAUUAUCUGAGUUAUGUGCUAUCAAAGACAAGUUUCUCAAGCGUGGCAUGUAAGAUUAGGAAGAGGAUUUAACAUCUCCUAUUGCAUUUCCAAUUACUUUUUAGUUUCUUCCCGAUGUUUGAAUGCGAAUGCAAAAUGCAAGUCUUAUUUUUCAUGUAUGUGAGAGGCAGAGAAUUCGUUAUCUCUAUAUC
This is a messenger RNA of Eucalyptus grandis, 3282 nucleotides long. Its product is annotated as putative receptor-like protein kinase At3g47110. Gene Ontology annotation, biological process: protein phosphorylation. NCBI's taxonomy places the organism in Eukaryota, Viridiplantae, Streptophyta, Magnoliopsida, Myrtales, Myrtaceae. Gene Ontology annotation, molecular function: protein kinase activity; ATP binding. The transcript is spliced from 2 exons. The record is from RefSeq and is a predicted model, not a curated record. The coding region runs from base 2128 to 3144 and encodes 338 amino acids.